AUGAGCAGCAAGAAACUUGGCGAACUUCAGCGUUCAGGGGAGUUUCGCAUCCCUCAGGAAGGCCAAGGCAGUGAAAGCAAACUUCCUCCAGAGCAAUGGCCACUUUUGUUGAAAAACUAUGAUAAGAUGAACGUGCGAUCUUCACAUUUCGCUAUCUUGGAAUGUGGCUGGUCACCUCUUCAGAGGCCUCUGACGGAAUACGUAAAGUACGGUAUGAUAAACCUUGAUAAACCGUCUAAUCCUAGCUCGCAUGAAGUUGUGUCGUGGAUUAAGCGUAUUUUGAAAUGCGAAAAGACGGGACAUGCAGGGACUCUUGACCCUAAAGUUACUGGGGCUCUUAUUAUAUGCAUUGAUCGUGCAACGCGUUUAGUCAAGUCUCAACAGAACGCUGGUAAAACAUACAUUGGGGUGUUGCGCCUUCAUGAUGCGGUAAGUGAAAAAAAAGUUGUUGCUGCUCUACAACGCCUUACUGGACCUUGUUUUCAACGGCCCCCUCUGAUUGCUGCAGUGAAACGUCAGCUUCGCAUUCGUAAUAUAUAUUCAAAUCGACUGAUUGAGUAUGAUAAACAUCGUCAUUUGGCCGUGUUCGAAACUCACUGCGAAGCAGGUACUUACAUUCGAACCCUUUGCGUUCAUCUUGGUUUGAUCUUGGGUGCGGGUGGUCAUAUGGAAGAGCUCCGCCGCAUUCGCACGGGGGUAAUAAGUGAGGACGAUCAUAUUUCUACUAUGCACGAUGUCCUCGAUGCACAAUGGCUUUAUGAGAACGAGAAAGAUGAGAGUUAUCUUCGCCGUGUGAUUCUCCCCUGUGAGUACCUUCUCACAAACUACAAGCGUUUGGUUGUUAAGGAUUCUGCCGUGAAUGCAAUGUGCUACGGUGCGAAACUUAUGAUUCCUGGACUUUCACGGUUUGACAAUGGGAUCGAAAAAGACGAUAUUGUUGUGUUGAUGUCUACCAAGGGUGAAGCUAUUGCCCUUGCAUAUGCUGAGAUGUCAACUUCACAAAUGGCGUCUGUGGAUCAUGGGAUUGUUGCUCGAAGCAAGAGAGUCAUAAUGGACCGUGACACGUAUCCAAGACGGUGGGGACUCGGUCCAAUUGCCGUAAAAAAACGUGCAAUGAUGAAGGAUGGCCUUUUGGAUAAGUAUGGACGUCCUCAAGCGAACACUCCAUCUGAUUGGUACUAUGUAGACUACGGUGGAGUGAAGACAAACGCAGAGGGAGUUCAGUAUGGCGAUGCACCAAGGAAAACUACAAAGCGUCCUAGAGCCGUUGAGGAUGAUUCGGAAUGA
This is a messenger RNA of Trypanosoma grayi, 1287 nucleotides long. Its product is annotated as putative centromere/microtubule binding protein cbf5. Gene Ontology annotation, molecular function: RNA binding; pseudouridine synthase activity. Bases 1 to 1287 code for a protein of 428 amino acids. Gene Ontology annotation, biological process: snRNA pseudouridine synthesis; mRNA pseudouridine synthesis; rRNA pseudouridine synthesis. NCBI's taxonomy places the organism in Eukaryota, Euglenozoa, Kinetoplastea, Trypanosomatida, Trypanosomatidae. Gene Ontology annotation, cellular component: box H/ACA snoRNP complex. The record is from RefSeq and is a predicted model, not a curated record. The transcript has a single exon.